CACUUCAACCAAUGCAUUGUGGGUAGGUCAGGCACAGAUCGGACGCCAUGUGCUGUUGAGGCAGAGCCACAGCAGUUGGACUAGUCUGUGAUCAUCUUGAUUUGCUUUGUUUUAGUGGGGUUCCUGGUAAGGCCAGCAUGUACGGCACCAUACGCUGCCUCCGGACCGCUUUACGGGCCGCCGCGACCAUUCACCGGCACCACCUUCAGCAGCAGGCACCCACCCUGUGUCCUCUCCGACUUCUGAAAACCAGUCCGACCUCCCAUUCAGACGCCAUAGCCACACCCGCUCUAGACGGAGCGCCCAAACGGUACUCUCCGAAAAUCCAACAGCUGGUCAACGACAUCGCCAGCCUCAACUUGUUAGAGGUGUCGGACCUCAAUGAGCUCCUCAAGAAAACUCUGAACAUUCAAGAUGUUGGAAUGAUGCCAAUGGGGGCAAUGGCUACAUCUGCUGUUCCUGCAGCCCAGGCUACAGAAGAAGAGGAGGCACCGGUUAAGAAAGAAAAGACUCACUUUACAGUAAAACUGACAGAUUUAAAAGCGACUGAAAAAGUAAAGGUUAUAAAAGAAGUGAAGAACUGCAUCCAAGGCUUGAAUUUGGUGCAGGCUAAGAAACUAGUGGAGUCCCUUCCCCAGGAAAUCCGAGCUAAUGUAUCCAAGGAAGAAGCAGAAAAACUCAAAGCAGCUCUGGAGGCAGCAGGUGGCACUGUGGUGUUGGAGUAAAUCCAUGGAGUUUUGUUGUUCAUGCACUUCAUCCUUCAUCUAAAUGUUUUUAAUGUUUUUGUUGUUUUUUUGUACUCAAAAAAAAAAGAGGAUAUCAAGAGAAAUAGAAGGGAAACAUGUUUUUCCAGUGUUGUCAUCUUUUAAGCUGGGUCAGGUGGGGUGGUACAAAUCAGACUGAACUUUCCAGAAAAUCAACCUCCACAAAUGACUGCUACGCUCCCUGCUUAUGUGCUCAUGUGUUGUGUAGCUAGGAAGCUACAGAAAUGCUGGCCUGGAGGCCACAGGAAUCUGGAUAACUCUGUGUUGGUGUUAAAACUGCUUACAGAAAAAGGUUAGAGCUGCAUUAGAAUGGUUACAAAUGGGAAUGAACACCAAAUGUAUCGAGCUCAGUGGAUGGCAGAGCUGAGGCCAUAAAAUCAUUAAAGUUCUUGAUAAUGUCAUUAAAGUUGAAUUAUUCUUA
Girardinichthys multiradiatus is the source of this 1185-nucleotide messenger RNA. RefSeq names its product 39S ribosomal protein L12, mitochondrial-like. Bases 138 to 725 code for a protein of 195 amino acids. Gene Ontology annotation, cellular component: mitochondrial large ribosomal subunit; ribosome. The record is from RefSeq and is a predicted model, not a curated record. Gene Ontology annotation, molecular function: structural constituent of ribosome. Lineage: Eukaryota; Metazoa; Chordata; Actinopteri; Cyprinodontiformes; Goodeidae. The transcript has 5 exons. Gene Ontology annotation, biological process: mitochondrial transcription; translation.